Molecule: messenger RNA, 2860 nt
Organism: Chironomus riparius
Lineage: Eukaryota; Metazoa; Arthropoda; Insecta; Diptera; Chironomidae
Source: the annotation of a GenBank genome assembly
AGUUUGUAAUUCCACCUCAACUAGCUAGCUUAGCGUUAUUUCAUUUACUCCCCAAAAAGAACUCCUUAAACAAUAGAAUUAAAAUAGGUUUAAGAAUAGAAGGUGGUUAAAACUCAUCGCACAAUUAAGAAAAAAUUAUACUCAGGAUUAAAUCAGUGAUUUAAAGUAGAUUAUUGCAGAAAAACAAAGAAAAGAAGAAGACAAAGUGUUUUGAAGUCCUAAUUUAAUAAUAAUGGGUUGUUUUGAAAGCAAAACGACGCGAACAGAGCCGACAGCAGUGAGAGGAUGUACAGAUGUCUGUUGGCUAAUUAUCUUCAUUUUGUUUUGGGUUGUAUUGAUCUUCAUUGCGACUUUUGCCUUCAUUUAUGGAAAUCCUACGAGAAUUAUUAAUGGAUAUGAUUCCUUUGGAAAUACUUGUGGUGUCGAAAGCAACGAGAAAUUUGCCGAUCUUAAUUAUCCGAAAGCUUCUGGAAUUAGUACAAUUGACAAGCCUUACGUAUUUUUUUUCAAUUUAGGCAAGGACAUAAAGAAAUCCCUUAAAUUGUGUGUCAAAGAAUGUCCAAAACAGCAGAUAAACUCUUCGAGUGAACUUCUUGCUUAUUUCAAUCGAAAUGGAACUCAAUAUUGUCGAUAUGAUUUUGACAUGACAAAAUUGGGAUCAGUUAAAAGCUCGAAUGAUGAAGCAGUUUUUCACGUCAACGGACCAUGUCCACAAUUUCCGAUUUAUCAAUCAGAACCAGUUUUCCAUAGAUGUAUUCCAACAGGUGAUCAUAGCCCUGUUAAAGAAGCUCAACAACUUUAUAGCGUUGUUAGUUCCUGGGAUUUUGUAGAACAAACAGCUCGUGAUUUAUAUAAAUCGUGGCACAUCAUUGCUCUCAUUUGUGGACUUGCCUUGAUAUUUUCAAUCAUUCUGAUUGGAUUACUUCAUUAUCUGACUCAAAUCAUUUCAUGGUUGAUUUGCAUAUUUGUUGGAGUGGCCAGCAUUGGAAUUACUGUGCUUUUAUGGUGGACUUAUUAUGAUAUUAAGAAGAAUAAGGAAAAUGCUGAAAUUGCUAAACUUUCACAAUAUUUGCAAAAUGAAACUGCUGUCUAUAUUUUUGCCAUAGUAGCUACCAUUUGCAUGAUCAUCUUACUCGUUGUCAUUUACUUGAUGUCAUCUAAAUUCUCUGGAUUAGCAGCUUUAUUCGAAGAAGCAGGAAAAUGCAUGUAUUCUAUUCCUCAAAUUUUUGGACCUCCUUUGCUUGCAUUUAUAGCUCUUAUGAUAUUUUUCGCAUUUUGGAUAUCUGUGGUUGUAUGUUUGGCUACGGCAACUAUUCCAGGAGUUAAGCCAUUCAUAGAUGUUACUAAUCCACAAGAAAAUAUCCCAACAAAUAUUGACAAUCCCAAAAAUGGAGCUGAAUUGCAAAAAACCUUUAAACUCGUUGAAUAUCAUGAAACUGAUUGGACUAAGUAUGGACUCUACAUCUACCUUGUUGCAUUAAUUUGGGUUUCUGAAUUUAUUUUUGCUGCAUCACAAUUAUGUCUCGCUGGUGCUGUUGCAUUAUGGUAUUUUAAGAAGCCAACAGACUCUCCAGUCUGUGACUCAAUGGGAAAAUUAAUCAAAUAUCAUCUUGGAUCUGUUGUAAAAGGAAGCUUCUUGAUCACACUUUUUAAAAUCCCAAGAUUGAUUCUUUCUUACUUAUAUGCUAAAUUUAAGACAGCAGCAGGAAAAGGAAAUGGAUUAGCUGAUUGCAUGCUCAAGUGUUGUAUUUGCUGUUUUUGGUGUUUGGAGAAAUUUAUUCGCUACUUGAAUCACAAUGCUUAUACUGUUAUUGCCAUAGAAAGCAUCAACUUCUGUCCAGCUGCCGGAGUUGCAUGGAAAGCUAUUUGGACUCACGUGGUUAGCGUCGCUACUAUCAAUGGAAUUGGUGAUUUUGUUCUCUUCCUUGGAAAAUUGGCUGUUGCUGGAGUCUGUGGAUUUAUUGCUUUAUUAAUGUUGAAAAAAAAUGAAGAAAUUCAGUUCUACAUGAUUCCUGUCUUCAUAAUUGCAGUUUUUGCCUUCUUUGUAGCUCAUGUCAUAUUAUCACUCUAUGAAAUUGUCGUUGAUACAUUGUUCCUCUGUGUCUAUGAAGAUCGUCAUAUUAACGGACCUAAUGGACGUUGGAAGGACUCAAACUUGGCAAAUCUCUUGGGUGAAGAAAAGGCUGUUGCAGUUGAAGGACAAAUGCAGGAAGUUGAAUUGCAGCCCAUCACUAAACAGCCUUUCGGAAGCUAUCGUAAUGAUCAACCAACAAUCGAGCCAGCAUAAAUUAUUCAUUUAUUAAAUUUUGACAGUUCACAUCACUCAGCUACCAAAACAAACAUUAUCAUAGCUUUUAAUUUAAUUAUAUUUGUCAGCAAUUUUAGGAGAAUUGUGAGGAAUUUGCUGAUUAUUCAUAUAGUUUUUAAGGCUUAAUCAUUUUCAAAAUCUCGUCUUCUUUUCUUUUUAAUUGGAUUCAUAAGAUUAAAAGUAAAUGUGUUUAGCUGUUGCUUAAUUCUCGAGCAUUUCGUACUUUUGUCAUCGUCCAAUAAAAUUAAAAACAGGCACAUUAAUCAUAAAGUGAUGUUUGCGCUCUUACUUAAUAAAACAAAAAUUUCUCGAAGAAAACAAAAAGUAUAACAUGAUAAUCGAUGCUUUACAAAUAAAACAUGUUCAAUGGCCUUAAUCAUUAGUGUAACGAGCAUAAAUAUGCAUGUUAGAACUUUAUUGAUGUAAAAGUUUAUGAUAUAUUUCUACCUUCCAAGUUGAUUUUUAACAGAUAUGGAAUUACAAAAGUGGUUGAAAAAACAUUUUUAUGUUAUAUUCGCUAUGUAUUAAUAUUAAUAAAAAUUUAAUCCUUAU